CGGAGCCUGGGGCGAGGGUGGGGUGGGAGGCACAAAUCGGGGCGAACUCAUCUGUUUUGCUCAUCUGGGCCAGGCUGGGAGGAGCGGGGCCAGCUCUGUGCUGACCGUGCAGGGGUGGUGGCAGGGGACAGGGGUCCCGUGUUCCCGUGGCUGCGCGCUUUGCAUCCCCUGCAUGGCUCCGUGCAUGGGCUGGGGACCAGGCCUGUGAAAUGCUUCUCCCAGAGGAUGCUCCGUGCGUUUCCUGGAACAAGAUCGUCCUAGCAUGUCGAGGGGGGGGCACUGCUGAGCCCCAUAACCAGGCCUGCUCACAGGGCCCAGGCUGUUUCUGCACCCCUCCCACCAGGCCAUUCCCAGCAUCUUCCUGGUGCCCAGGAAUUCUCCUUUGGAGAAAAGCUGGGAGAAGUUGAGUGAUGAGUAUGUCAUGGGGGCACUCAGGAUGAGUGUCAGAGACCUUUAAGCAAAGGGGAUGAGGGUAAAAUGAGAAACAGUUGAGGCAAAGGUCUUUUUUUAUGAGGGAAGCCUGCAGGAAGGCUGAAUCUUUGCCUGCUAUGUGCUUGUUAAUAAAGAUAAGAUUCCUGUGCCAUGUCAGAAGGGUUGCUAAAUCCACAGCCUGGGUGCUAGCUGCGUCUUUUAACCCUUUGUGGCCUCCUACAAGAGUAAAAAGCCAGGGUGGAGAUGAGUCUUUGAGCAGCUGCUGAGUUACACACUGCUGGUGGUGACCUGUAGCUCUCAGCCCUACAAAGCCUUCAUUUUGGGCAGCCUUGCGUUGUCCUUGAGUAUGUGGGUGUCGUAUCCUCCUGUACGCCCCUUUUGGCAUGGUAUUCCUGUAACAAAAAGGGGAAUGGGGCAAACCAAAGGGACGUUGGGACAGGAUGCAGGAGGGAUGAAGGCUGCGGUGCCUUUGGUACUGGAGGGGCUGAGCUCUGCCCGUAGCAGACAGGCAGCGAGCUGCCGUGGGCAUUCACGUGCUUUGCAGGAGUGGGAGUUUUGGGGAUGGGUUGCAGUGCGCACAGUGCGUGGAGAUGCAGCUGCCGGUCCCGGAUACGUGCAAAAGGGCCGCGGUGCAAAAGAGGAAAGUGCUGCAAGGACCUAUCUUGAGAAGGAAACCGAAAAUGAAAGUUCCUCUUAGGUGAUGGCCCAGUUGCAGCUUGCCACACUGGCUUCCUAAGGGUUUGGCAGACAGCGAGAGCGAGGAAUCACAUGAGUCAGCUGCUCGCAGGCACUGGAUGCCGGUGCUCACCAGACCUCCUGCAGGUUGAGCCGUCAGAGUCGCACCAGAAAUUCCAUGUUGGGGAAUUCCAUGCGUUGGCGCUGAGCUCUGGGCUGGGGGCAGUGGGCUGAGGUAAAACGGAGCCGGCUGCAUCAACAGGCCGUGCUGCAGGAGCGCUGGAGCAGUUGGUCUCUGUGGCUGGAUGUGUCCACAACCAGCACCGCGCUCCGUGCAGCCUCAGGCUGCGGCUGUGUGAGGCACAGAAGGAAUUCAUCCCGCUUUGGUUAUUCACAGACUAACAGAGAACUGCUCCCAGGCUGCUCCUUGGAGCCUUCAGAUGAAAGGUGAGCUGUGAUUUUAGCCUCGCUGGGCACUGCAUCUCCCGGAGCUGCCACAGUGUACCCGAGCAGGGAGCAGCAGGGGAGCGGUGGCCCCAGGACCCAGUGCUGCUCCCACCCCGCAGACCCCACUGCUGAUCCUCAGCGUGCUCUCAGCUUUUCCUUGGAUGGGGAUGUUUGAGGCUGGGGAGGAAAAGGGAAAUCCUGUCCCUGUAGCACGUAGGAAAAAACAGCCCCUCCAUCUGUGUGUCACUGGGGCUCAGAGGCCCUGAACGCAGCGAUGUGUGAGGGCUUGCUGAGCCAGUUUGCAUUUCCAGGCCCCCAUCCCCACCCUGGGUGCACUUCACACUCCGGUUUAUGAUCUCAAUUCAUUUUUUUUUUUUCUUCUGCGUAAUCUUCAGCUGUGAGCUUGGGCUGGGUGUUGCACUUCUGACCUUGCCAUAGGUGGUUGUUUUCCUGUAACCGGCACUUUCUUCUUCAAUUAAUUUUUGCUGGGGAUGUGUUUUAAACCGAGCGUCGAUGGGGCUUCGCGAGUUUCAAGCUGGUGCAAAGCAGAAAGCCCACCAGCUUGGCCCCGUCUGGGGUCAGGCCUCAGAACAUGUACUGGCAUGCUGAACAAAAGGCGAGCAGCCGCAGGGAUCCAGCCCUGACUUAGGCAGGUGGCCUCACUUCCUUCCCUGCAGAAAGCAGGGCUGACGUCAGAGCGAUGAGCGGGCGGCAGAGCAGCAGACGAGCGGUUUGCAGGGCCCUCAGCGCAGGUCCCGCCGAGUCCCCCAGCAUCUCUGCGAUGGAAGGGAACAACGGGGACCCACCCAGGGCCCACGGACGCCGGGGCAGCAAUGGGCACAGGCUGUCACAAGAGAUGGAUUCAGAGGACCAGGUGGUCCAGGAGACCGAGGAGGUGUUCCGGAGCUACGCCUUCUACCGCUACCAACAGGAGAGAGAGGAGAGAGGGGAGGAGGUGCCCAUGGACCCGGAGAUCGUGGAGAUCCAGCAGGAGCUGGGCAGCACCAGCAGCAUGGUGGGCAGGCGCCUGGCCAUCAUCGGGGACGACAUCAACAAGCGGUACGACGCGGAGUUCCGCCAUAUGCUGAAGUCCUUGCAGCCCACGAAGGAGAAUGCCUACGACUACUUCAAAACCAUAGCCUCCAGCUUGUUCGAGAGUGGCAUUAACUGGGGCCGGGUGAUCGCGCUGCUGGGCUUCGGUUACUGCAUGGCCAUCCACGUCUACCAGCACGGCAUCACGGGCUUCCUGCGCCGCAUCGCCCGCUACGUCACCGAGUUCAUGAUGUACAACCGCAUCGCGCGGUGGAUCGCCCAGCAGGGAGGAUGGGUGGCUGCACUCGAUCUGGACAAUGUUUACAUGAAGUACAUGCUGGCGGUGGUGGCCCUGGUGAUGGUGGGGCAUUUAGUGGUACGACGCUUCUUCAGGCCCUGACCGCCGUGGGGUGGAGGCGGGGGUCCCGCCGAGCUCUCUCUCAAACCUCUGCUCCGCGGUGACACCUCCGAGGAGAGGGGGAUUCAAGGGACCUCUGAGAGAGAGAGCAGCGUGGACCCGUGAGCCUCCCACUGCAGGACACGGGGCCUGUGCCGCCCAGGAGAUGCCACCGGGAGCUGCAGAGAGAGGCAACGGGGAGGGAGGGGUUGGCUCUGCUGUCUGUCUUGUGCCUCGCUCGGCUGCUGAGGGCAGAGCAGCACUGGGACCUCGUGGCACGCAGCAGUGAGGCAGGAGAACAGGCUGCUCUGCAGGAACCAAGGCAUUGCCGUGAGAACGCACCUACGCGUGCGUGUGUCGUGUCCGCUCUGUGCUGUUCUUCAGACGCUCCUAGGGUGGGUGCAGAGCUCCCCAUGGCUGAUGGCUCCAGCCCACACCUGCAUUUGAAGAGGGAUUCCAGCCUCGGUUGUGUUGUCUGUAAGUCGCUGGAGGGGGGAGCCAGCAUUAGGAAGUGUGAGGUUUGCUUUCGUCUUCCCCCUGCUCCUGAGCCAGAGUACUUGAGCCUUCUCUUUCUUUAUAACAAGCAUCCCAUACCUUUUUUAAGAACCAUGCUGACUACCUGACAGACGAUGGGAACACGCCUGGCACCAGCAAGCUGCCCGUGCCCAGCCCACACUGCAGCUCUCCGGGGCUGGUGCAGGUCCUGGGGUGCAGCUGUGUCUCAUUGCCCACUCCCCAGGCCCUCAGUGAGCCCCAAAAGCUGUGUGCCAGCAGGCCUAGGGAGCACCGGUGCGUUUCCAAACACUAAAAACCUGUGGAACACUCAUGGUGGGUGCAGGCAGCUCGCCCUCCUCCCAUUCUGCUGGCUGCUUCUGUCCAGCAUGCUUGCACGCUGCCCCACCGGGACCAGUGGGUCUCCCUUUCUGCCAGUGGGAGGCACUGGGGUUGCACCACCACGUCCCUGUUCUCACUGUAGGAGCUGGGCUGGAGGUGCAGAGAGCCCAGGGCACGUCUGAGCUGGGCAUGGCACGCAGCCCUGUCGGCGCAUGGCUUCUUUGGCAAGUGGCCCGACCUCGUUCCGUUCAUGGCUGAUGCUUGAAGAUGAGCUUUAGGGGGGGAGGGCAGCCAGCACCGCUCACCCAUCUCAGAUCUUUCUGACUUUUUGCAAAACAGGGAGAGCGUCCCAGCACGGGCUGCCUGGCUUAGCUCUGUUGCUUUUACUCCAGGCGACUCUGUAAGGUUUGAAACUGUGAUGGCCUUCUCUGAGCCAAACCCACCCUGUUCCAGCGUCACACGCUCCCAGAGCGGCUCAGCAGCUGGGGGCAGCCGGGGCCCUCGGGGCAGGGGAUGAGCAGCGGGGCUGUGCUGGGGCUCCUCCUGCUGCAGCAGCACCGCGGCCCUGAGCAGCCUUCGUGGGAGCCAAGGGGUGAAGAGUGGGCAGCUCACCUCUCCCCCCUAACAGAGGCGUUUCCUAAUGGACGCCUGUCUGUCCUCUUUGUAAAACCUCCCAGUGUCACCUCCUUGCAUCGAUUCCUGCCCUUGUCUUCAGGUUUGUCCUCAGUGUCUUGAGACUGCUCUGCUGCAGCACAGAGGACACCCGGCAGCCUUUCUCCUUGCAGGACCGGCCAUAAUUUUAUACCACUGAUGUUCCUCAGGUUCCUGUGUUUUAAUGAAACUUUUUGGCCUCUCUGUAUCAGGGUCUUCCCGCGCUCAUCACUCCGACCCUAUGUCUGCAGUAUCCCUGCCCCUGGCGGAGUGCCCUGAACUGCACUCACUGAAAGGACAUUAAAAUAUUUGCUCUCAUGUUCCUCCUUAUCCAUCUGUCUUGGUGGCUUUCCUUGUAAUCCUGAAGUGCUGAGUGUCCGCGGUGCGCUGUGCCCAGGCUUUGCAGCCAUGCUGAUGCUCCGUACUCCAUUUGUCCCCUUGCGAGCGCACUUCCUUGCAUUUAACCACGCAGCUUCAUCUGCCAUCGUGCCACCGCUCCACUGCCUGGAGCAGAGCUUUUGAUUCUCCAACUGGUGGGAGCCUGGACAGCCCGCAGGUCCCCAUCCCUGCCUUCUUUUCUGGGUGAGAAUACCACCAGAUGGAGCUUCUCUGCCACGGUGAAUUACUAAUUGCUGUUUUCCUUUUCUCUUAAUCAACCCCGUUCUCGACGUGCCCUGGUCUUUGCUUUGGCUCCAGCAGGACUUUUUGCAGAAGACCUCGGGAAGAAAACAGUACGUCAUCUGCUCAUGACAUUAUUCACUACUUUACCAACACACUCUGAGAACUCUAAGGGGGUACUGUGCUCGUGCAAACAGCCCUAACUUAUUCUCAUCUUCCUGAGGUGCUUCGCCUUAUGAACCAAAUUCAGAUGUAAGGCCAGGGGAUGUUAAAUAAAGGAGACUUUUCAGCUUUGUGGUA
This is a messenger RNA of Numida meleagris (helmeted guineafowl), 5386 nucleotides long. RefSeq names its product BCL2 antagonist/killer 1 (gene BAK1). The record is from RefSeq and is a predicted model, not a curated record. The transcript has 6 exons. Gene Ontology annotation, biological process: intrinsic apoptotic signaling pathway in response to DNA damage; regulation of apoptotic process; extrinsic apoptotic signaling pathway in absence of ligand. Gene Ontology annotation, cellular component: mitochondrial outer membrane. The coding region runs from base 2255 to 2986 and encodes 243 amino acids. Gene Ontology annotation, molecular function: protein homodimerization activity; protein heterodimerization activity. Lineage: Eukaryota; Metazoa; Chordata; Aves; Galliformes; Numididae.